AUGAACUCCGCUCUGGCAUUUUGCCUUCUGCAAGUCCUGGUGGUGCGAUCGAGUGACAUUUGGGAUCAGACGCUGUCUGAUGCUCUGCAGGAGGAUUUCGCUGAGGGCCAUCUGGAGCUGCUGCAGUGGAGGGGCCAGACCUUGACUGAGUCCGAGCAAGUUUCGGGCACCAAUCCAAAGCAUGCAGAGACAGAGACGGAGGAUGUGAAAGUCGCAGGGGCAAUGCAGAGCACUGCCUAUGCUGUCGAGAUCGCCGAGGAGGAGCUGAAGCCAAAGGCUCAGGGCGGAGCGGACUCGGACAAAGCGGAUUUCCGAGGUUACAAGGCUCCGAACACUCCGGCACGUGGCGUCGAAACCGGCAGUUCCACUGCCUUCCACCAGAUGCACCGCCCUUCAGAGCGCUAG
Messenger RNA from Symbiodinium sp. CCMP2592, 405 nucleotides. NCBI's taxonomy places the organism in Eukaryota, Dinophyceae, Suessiales, Symbiodiniaceae. The record is from the annotation of a GenBank genome assembly.